Messenger RNA from Tribolium castaneum (red flour beetle), 6423 nucleotides. RefSeq lists its product as uncharacterized. Gene Ontology annotation, molecular function: GTPase activator activity. Bases 168 to 5717 code for a protein of 1849 amino acids. The transcript has 19 exons. Gene Ontology annotation, biological process: regulation of small GTPase mediated signal transduction; positive regulation of GTPase activity. NCBI's taxonomy places the organism in Eukaryota, Metazoa, Arthropoda, Insecta, Coleoptera, Tenebrionidae. Gene Ontology annotation, cellular component: nucleus; cytoplasm. The record is from RefSeq and is a predicted model, not a curated record.
GCUGUAUUGAAAAAUCUUCAGAUGUCAAUGUACGUCAACACAGAAAUUUCUUUUAAAAUGUGAUAUUUACUUUUACAAUUAAUUCUAUUCGUUUACGAUGCUGCUUAACCACACGAGCAAUAAAUCUAAGUGCAAAUCUUUGAUGUUAUGGUUUUAGUUUAGUUAAAAUGUUUAGCAAAAGAAAUCUUGUGGACGUUAAAAAAUCCACUUCAAAAAUCCAAGAUCCGAAAAAAGAUUUGGCGACACGAAUCAAGCACUUGAAGAUCAUUUUAGAUAAUGUGGAUAUUGCUGAAGCUAAGGGGUUGUUUGAGGCCAACUUCAGCCACGUUUAUAACAUCCUGUACGACAGUUUUAUCCAAGCUGAGGGAAACCUGAGACAACGAGAGCUCUCUUUUCAUUUGGUUCACAAGGCACACAAGGAAGAACUAGAAUGUACUCUCUGGAUCCUGGAGCAAGUGUUGUGUUUGCUCCCGGAACUGAUCCACAAACGAUGGCAGCUCCACUCCCUUGGCCGCAUUUUAUCCAAACUUUUGCACCCCGGAAACUCCGUAAAACUCCGGAGACAAGCCAUUCGUUACUUUCUGAUGUGGUACCAGGCAUUGAACGACAAUGCCCCUGAUUACGUCCAUAACAUGUUCCAAACUUUGGUGCCAGGUUUCAACAGCCCCUCAUCGGCCCUUAUGCAGAUCAGUGGUAGCGUUUUCCACGAUACUAGCGCCCAGAACCCCGUCACAGCCUCCGAGUUGCUCCCAGUGCUGCCCCCUUCGGGGGGCGAGAAGGCCCCCGAACACCAAAGCAAGUUCUACUUGGAGGCGCUUUUGGAACACAUGGUGCACACGGUUAUCAAACUGGAGUGGCACGAUAAGGCGGCUCACCACCACCGGUGUUUUCAUUUCUUGUUGGAAAAGUUCAAAUCGUAUUAUUUGAUGAAGAUUUGUCCAAGUUUUAGUCAUGAUACGUCUCUGUAUACUCCAAAUUUAGAGUUGCCGGUUUUGCGAAAACCUGAAGCCGAGAGCGAGUUUAUUUUGUGUCGUGUUGCUUUGAUUAUGUGGGUGGCCAAUCAUUUGCACCAACCUAAGAAAAAUGCAGAUGGUGGGCCCGCUUCUAUUACACAUUCCGCUAGUGCAGGGGCUGCCACGCAUGAGGAAGAGGGGCACGAGUCGGCUCAUGCGAGCCUCGAAUCAACGAUAUCGAUUCAGACGAACAAAACGGCCAGCGACGAGGAACUAGCCAACCAAAUCGUCCGAGAGGUUCUUUGCAGCUCACGUGACAACGUUAACUUCAUCCACGAGAUAUACCGCCAAGCAUUCCUGAUUAAUUUUAGUCAUGUGGUUGCGAUAAGAAAAAUCAUAGCAGUUUACAAAGACCUUAUUCAGCUCAACGUACCUGAGGUGCCCUCGUACAUGCUCGAACCCGCCGAAGAUGCCCCUAGAUUUGUUGACGAUGGCAUAAUCGAAGGAAUGAGACCUCCCCGAUUACGAAACGAUUCGUAUUUGGGGGCAAUACACCGGGAGAAUUUGCUAGUAAGGGCGGGAAUGCAGAACAUAUUGCAACUAUUUAUGACACAUGCUGCCAACGUAUUUUUACUAGAAGUGAAUCCACACAUUCCCAAAAUGUUGGAAGAACAGACUGAUGCGUGUAAACGAGUACUUAAUAUUUACAGAUAUAUGGUUAUGAAUACGCGGAUGGAUAGUAGCACCUGGGAACAAUUGUUGUUGGUACUGUUACAAAUAACUUCGCUCGUUUUGGGGGAAAACCCCCCAAAGAAGAAAAUGAACACACUAGGGGGGAAAUUAGCACCGGCGAUUUUCCAAACCUUGAUUGUUACAUGGAUCAAAGCUAAUCUCAAUGUUAUGAUUUCGAGGGAAUUGUGGGACCGGUUUUUGCUAGUUUUGACUUCUUUGACUAGUUGGGAGGAGCUGAUCAAGGAGUGGGCGAAAACAAUGGAAACUUUAACACGGGUAUUGGCACGUCAUGUGUACAAUUUAGACCUUACCGACCUGCCUUUGGACCGUCUCAUGGAGCAAAAAUCAAAACGUGGUCGUCGGUCGGCAAAUCGACCUGAAAGUACGACUCAGUGCAAUAUAAACGAUCACAGCCACAUCUCCGUCUGUCGCCAAGACUCUUCCCUACCUGAUGGCAACGUUUUACGGAAAAAAGUCAAACAUGGCUUGACUCGAAGCCACAGCGAGACGAGUUUGAACGUAAAACGGCGCUCCUCGCAACGGCAAAGACACACAAAACACCGACGCUCUUUGUCGCUGGACAACAUACCGCAGCCCGACACCGAAUCGACGGACCGAACCCGCUCUCCAAGUCCUGCACCCUCCAGCGGCCUCGAAAGCAACUCGAUCAAAGAUUCGCCAAUUCAAUUGGACGUCCUCUCGACCGAAAACUCAAAUUCUGAGCCGGCUGGUGAACACCGAGGGGUCGUAUGUGGGGGCUCAAUCCGCGGUUGGCUCCCCGACGUCGCUGUGAUACUUUGGAGGCGCAUGUUGGGUGCGCUUGGUGAUGUUAACACCAUCGCUGACCCUAAACUGCAUGCGCAAGUUUUCGAAUAUUUGGUUAAACUGAGCGAUACUUUGAUCAAAAUUAAGCAGAAUCAGGGCAUUUCGGCGGAUAAUCAGAGCACGCCGCCCGCCCCCGAGCUGAUACCGCCCUUGACUUUGAUUCUGCCUUGGUGUUUCGGGGCUUUGAUGCUCCCGGACGACUACGAAGCCGGGAAGCUGAACGCGUUGAGGCUCCUGUGCACCAUCACCGUAAACUGUGAUCAUAAACGUAGGAAUUAUUUACCUCAGUUCUAUAGGUUUUUGCAUAUGUCGCUCGUGGGGAACUCGAAGCCGUUUCUUAACACGACGUUAAAGUUUCUCGGGCCUAGGUUUUUAUCGUUGCAAUUGCCGGGGUUUUCGUUGCUUUUGUUGGAUCUUAUACACGCGUGUAACACCGUUUUGAACUCGAUGGAAAAUCUCGAAGGGGCGCCGCGAACCGAAGCCAUCUCGAUUAUUGCGAAUUUGUUGAGUUUACCUGGCGAUCUCAGUAGCAUUUCUGUGCUACAACCGGAGGAUAACAUACAUGUGAGGCCGUGUCCGGAUGUGAAAGAACACGUUGUUAGUAUUUUGCUGCGAGCUGGGAGGCGGGAACCUAAGGGCAAGGCUCGUUGUAUUGCACUUUCGGCACUAGGGAUGUUUGUGUACAAGGAAUUGACCAAUCAGACGUUUCAUCCCAAAGUGGCCGAUGCCAUCAACGUCCUCCUAUUGGCUCUCAAGUUUAAUAACAAGAUUAUUGCACAGCUGGCAAGCAAUAUUUUGUUUUUGUUGUGUGAUCAUGCCUCUUUGUUAUGGACACAAUAUCCAAGGCUUGGGAAUGCCGUAAUUAGGACGUUGUGUGCGGCCUUGUUUCGACACGCACCUUUGGGUUCAACAGCUGGUGAAAGUGAUAAGGCUUUGGGGACGGCGUUGCUGUUGUGUUUGGGAGAGUGGUGUAUGAGGUUGGAACCAAGAAGAUUGCUGGAAGUGUCGGAGUAUGGGGAAGAGAGGGGGACGUGUCUGCUGCUACAAGUUUUUACGGUUUUGUAUAAAAUAGCCGUUGGUAAAACAUCAACCGAACACUCGGGUGGUUUGUCUCAACCUAGCCUUAACGAAGACUUCGAUCCUAAUAUCCUCUCCGACGACCUUGUGGACAAGUCAUCGCCCUCAUUAUCACCCACCAAAAAUCACCAAUGUCAGAAAGCCAUCACUUUAUGUGCUAAAACAGUCCUAUCGCACCUUGUAACCCACUUAGGACACUUUCCAAUGGCAAUUGGGGCUGCGAGACUUAGCUCUUUAGUCGUGGAACACGAUGAUGUUCCCAAUCUAAGUUCAGAUGAGUUAUCAGCCAACAUUUUUUCAGCGCCUAAUAUUCAACUUUUUAUGCUUACUGAAAAUGUUAUCGCAAGCUUAAUCGAGUUGCCUGUGCUCGAUUUACCUGGGGGUGGCGUUACAGCUGGACUGUCAACAGCCGACAAACAAGUGAGAGUGUUACUAAGAGAUUUAUCAGGCAAAGCUAGCUGGGAUGCGUCGAUUUUGUACCGCACUCCUGAUACCGACAAUGAAGAGUUUCAAGUCGGUCAAGUCGAAAUUGAAACCAAUGCAAGUCAGGGUAAAUGGGGGCCUAUGAGUUUACAACCCGAGAGUUUCAUCGGAUGUCCUAGUAAUUUACCACAGAGGGCUAUGAGGCAUCGAUCGCCGAAUGUUUUACCGGAUGUCUCAAAUUCUGCCCCGGAUCUCGACCAACUAGACGAUUUGUUACAAUAUUUAGGACAUACAAGUCCCGAGUGUUUGGAAAAUUUUGAUCGCAAGUUGAAUGAGCCAGCGUUGCCUCCCUUGUCGAUUGAAAUCGAACAAGAAGCAAUAGCGUCUGUUAUUAACCAAAGGAACUUGGAAGUGGAGGAAAAUAGGGUCAUGCAAUUUGCGGAUUCUAUGCUCGGACAGCCUAUUUCCAGGCCUAAUAGUCGCAAUGAGGGCGCUUCGAGUCCGGGUUAUGACAGCAGCAUUCAGCAAGUUUCCUCUGGUGUGGUUGAACAAAACGCAUUCCAACAGUGCAGAUUACUAUUUUCGCAAUUGGGUCUCGCGGGUUGGGAGCGUCGCCAGCAAUUACAUCUCCUGAACAAGACCGAGCGUUUAUUGCGCGAAUUGCGGAAUUUGGACAGUCAGAGAUGUAGAGAAACGCACAAAGUCGCCGUGAUUUAUGUUGCGCCUGGUCAAGAAGACAAGAACUCGAUUUUAUCGAAUCAAGGAGGCAGCGCUGCUUAUGAGCAAUUUCUUGCGGCUUUAGCUUGGGAGGUGGAGCUGGAGGGUCAUACAGGUUUCUUGGGAGGUCUCCAAAGACAAGGAUCGACAGGGUUGACAGCGCCAUAUGUGGCGACGAGUUUCUCGGAAACUAUUUUUCAUGUGGCAACGAGGAUGCCUGGGGACACACCGGAGACUGUCCUCAAUAAAACAAGACAUUUGGGGAACGACGAAGUCCACAUCGUGUGGUCGGAGCAUUGUCGGGAUUAUAGACGUGAUAUCAUUCCCACUGAGUUCUGUGAUAUUUUGAUAACAAUCUACCCACUAGGGAGUAGCCUAAACAGGGUGACUGUCAACUGUAAACCCGACGUUCCUCACUUUGGUAUUCUGUUUCAUGAGGCUAUCGUUGAGAGUAAUGUUUUGGCCGGUUUGGUUAGAGCAACUGCGAUUUGUGCCAGCCGUGCCAAAAGAACCACUUUACCUUUCUACCAACAAUACUACGAAGAACGGGCGAUGUCACUCGAAACAGUUGUAACCAAACAUAAGCACAGCACAACGUACGAAGACUUCAUUUCGCGAGUGUACAGCCCCAUUGCCACCCCCAGCCCCUUCUGUGUGAGCGGUUCCACCUCGAGUGGGGCCGGCGAUGGGCCGGCCUGCACCGGAAACCCAUCCAUGUUAGCGGCAGCUCUCUUAGACUCGCACGGACACUCUCACAAACCCAAUCAACGAAACGAUUCAAAAUUCAGAGUCUCAGCCUCUGAUGCCGCGCGCGGUGUUUGGUUCAAUAACAGCCCCGACAUGUCUCAGAACGUGGAAUCAACGAGUAUAUCGCCGCGUCCGUUGAAAAAAAUUUCCUCGAGCUUGAAAAGCGUCCCAAGGAGGUCGCUGCGACAAGAAGCGCAAGACUCUCCUCCCGAGAGUCCCCAACAGACCACGAGGAAAAAAUAGAUAGUGCUUGAUGUCUACACUAAGCUAAGUACUAACUAGUUUUUGUGCACAGCACUCAAAUUAGUUGUGUAAUAAUAGUGAGUGUUUCUCAUUUGAAAUUAAGAAAAACACCAAAAGUUAAUCUCGAAUAUAUUUUUAUAACUACUGAAUUGAAGGGUGGAAGCGAGCAAUCGAAGGAAAUGGCCUGACAAUGAUUUAGGUUAUAAUCAUAUUCAGUAGUUGUAGCUUUUAACUUAUUUUAUGACCCUUUGUAAAUUAGUUUUGUUUUAUUAAUGUGAAGUAACGGUAUUAAUUUAUGAUAGAUGUGUACAAGACAUGUAUUUAUUAACGUUAUUUAUUUUCUUUUUAUCUAUUGAAUAUAAUCUCUGCAUUUAUCGAACUGUGAAUAUUUCCUUGUUGUGUUUGUGUUAUUGUUGGGUUUUCAGUAUUACAAUCAUUUUUAGAUUUCAGAAAUUCCAUUUUUCAGUAUUGCCCCUCGUUUUCUUUAGUGUCAACAGUAUUGUAUUACUGUCCAAUUUCAGAUUUUGAUUUUUUGCGAAUGACGAAAAAUGAUUGUAACAUGUUGUGUUUGAAUCUACUUCAGUAUUAAUUUUUAUUUUACUACUUUCCACUUUUCAACCAUGGAAUGGUUUUGUAAACAUGUAGAUAAUCUUUUUAAAAUUGUACUUAUACCUAAAAAGCUUUAUUAAUAAACUUUACAAGUAUU